This is a messenger RNA of Eupeodes corollae, 1853 nucleotides long. RefSeq lists its product as uncharacterized. The coding region runs from base 5 to 937 and encodes 310 amino acids. The record is from RefSeq and is a predicted model, not a curated record. Lineage: Eukaryota; Metazoa; Arthropoda; Insecta; Diptera; Syrphidae. The transcript has 4 exons.
AGUUAUGUUUAAAUUUGAAGAUAUGCAGUUUUAUAAAUCUCUUGUAUGUUGUUUGCUUUACAUAGUUCUAUGUGAAACUUAUUGUAUCCAAGAGCCUCCUAGAACAUUUCAUUUGAUAAAACGAUGUCAGCGGUCUGAACAAAAUAUGAUUGAUUUUGAAAAUGUUGAUUCAUUGGAGGAGUGUUUUAAGAUAGCAAAACGAGUUAAGGCCCUAGCUCUCAAUUAUUCACCACUUCGGGGUAUGAAAUCGAAUUUAUUUGAACAAAAUGAGAAAAACAACUCCAACUUUAGUUUUCGUAGACGUGAUGAGAGGCGACACUUUUUCGAUCAACCAGAAGAAUUCUUCAACUGUCAUGCAUUACAAUGUCCUGAGAGUUCAGCUUUUACAACAAUGACAAAUGACAGUCGUUUUGAUUAUUACAGUUUAUAUGGAAACCCGCCAGGUCCGAACAAUUUCAUUUGUGUGCCAGAAGUCGGAAUAUUUAGUUUAAAUUUUUCGAAAGAAAACUACGAAACAGCUUAUACAUUUUGUAAAAAUACCACCAAUGGAACUUUAGCUCACGUUGCUUCGGAAAAACGAACUAUUGCUCUAUCAAAAAUCUUGCAAGAUUCUAAUUUCAAAAAUGGAUCAUCGAAAUUGGCUUAUGUUGGCUUGAACUUCACUUAUAAGCAUCCAAAUGGAAUGUUCAAAACAAAUGAAAACGAAGAAUUGAGUUGUUUUUUAUAUCGAGCUUGGGCGCCAGGACACCCUAAGAUUAAUGGAAGUUUUGCAAAUUCAAGCUGUGUAGCUGUAACGAAGGAAAUUACGUGGAUGACAGUUGAUUGUGAUCAGAAGCUUCCGUACAUUUGUGAAAUUUACACUGCGCCUCUAAAUGAUUCUAUGUUUUACAAUGCUUGUGAUGUAUUUUUAAGUAAUGAGGAGACAAUCGUGGUUUAGCAUUUUAUCCGGAUCACCAGUUUUGAAGGCACAACUGAGUUUCUAGAAGGUACAUAUGCACAUUAUAUCCCUGUUUUAUUUUCAACGUGAUCCAGAUCAGAUCAGAUCAUCUAUUUAUUUGCGCAACCACAAGAAAGCGAUAACCUGCUUUAAGCUUGUGUAUAUUUCAAUACCCGUGUUUUGUUGGGAAAUCUAUCCAUAGUAAAGUAGGAUUUUACACGAAUAACAAAAACAAUAUCCAUAGUGAGAAUAACACCGAUAAAAGUUAGAGUAGAAUCUCACUAUGGAUAGGUUUUUGACAUUUAUACGAGCCUCGAAUCUAUCUUAUGUGAUUUCGUUCUCAAAUGUUGGUACGAUUGAUAUUGCAUUUGUAUCUCGAUGGCUGCGUUCGUUGGUAAUUGUGCAUUUGGAAUCAUGUGUGUUUUCCAUUGCGGAAAAAACGAAUCUAUUACUGUUGAUAUUAUUUAGUUUUGUAAGUGAAAAUGGACUAACUGGGCUUAUUUUGCAAGAAAAAACAAUAGAAAAGAUAUUUAUGUUUUGCUAUGUUUCCAAAAAAGGUUUAUAUCAGUUUAUAAUAGAUAAAUCUCAACUCGAUUUAGGUAUAUAAAGAUUUGAGGCGAGCUUCAAGCUCGCUUCAACACCACAUGUUAAUGUAGUAGUCUACGAACAAACCCCCUUUUUGAAUUUUUCUAUUAUUAUUUUGACAGAUCUUCUUUCAGUUGUACCAAUUUUUAAAUACAAAAAUCUGGCCACUGCGGAUCGUUUUGUUGAGAAUUUCUCACUUUACUAUAUAUGAAAUGCGAACAAAACGCACGUAAUGAUCCAAAAAUUAGUUUUACUACUUCACACCAGGUGAUAAUUUGUCUUUGACAGUUUGGUAUCAUUUUCAACUCAUUCAAUAAAAAUAGAGUUUCCA